Molecule: messenger RNA, 345 nt
Organism: Gryllus bimaculatus (two-spotted cricket)
Lineage: Eukaryota; Metazoa; Arthropoda; Insecta; Orthoptera; Gryllidae
Source: the annotation of a GenBank genome assembly
AUGCUGGUAGCGGUGUUUCCACCGCGCCCCGUGUCCUGCGCCCUGAUAGUAUCCAACCACUGCAACUGGCGGCUUCAGCACGCCCGGCAACUAUUACCGUUGCGAACUUGGUGUACGCGGAGGGUCUCGUAUUCACCGCUCAUCGGCGCCUCUCACCUCGACCCACCAUCUGCCGGCCCCCGCGAGGCGAGAACUCGGGCCAACGGGCACCCACACCGCCGCCGCAGUUCUCGUUCCGUGGGCGGGGCAACGCUGAAAGCGGCGUAUCCAGCGACCUGCGCUGCCCAGCAGGCGGCGCCGGUGCACGAACCCGAGCCGGCUGCCCCGCACGACGACGUGGCGUGA